UCGCAGCCGCACUCAUAGACAGGACUGUGGAGUGUGCAAAGGAGGGAGAGGGAGGGAGAGAGAGAGAGAGAGAGAGAGAAAGAGAGAGAGAGAGAACGAGCGAGGAGGAGAGGUGGAGGGAAUACAGUUUGGAUACUGGAAAACUACCAAGCGCGCACUGCACGUACCGAGCGGAAGGCACAUCGACGGUGCGUAGCCAACAUUACCUACCCCCCGUCCCCUGCGAUCGGAUUCAGGCGAGAAUGGAGCUCCCUGCCGCCGGAGAGCACGUCUUUGCGGUGGAGGGCAUCGAAAAGAAGCGCAUCCGCAAGGGCAAGAUCGAGUACCUGGUCAAGUGGCGAGGCUGGUCUCCCAAAUACAACACAUGGGAACCAGAGGAAAACAUCCUUGACCCGCGUCUCCUCGUCGCCUUUCAACACAGAGAGAGUCAGGAGCAGCUGAUGGGAUAUCGCAAACGGGGGCCAAAACCAAAACAUCUUUUACUCCAGGUACCCUCAUUUGCCAGAAGAUCCUGUAUCCCUGCAGGUUUUGAGGAAUCAUCUCAGGAUACAGAGGUUAACGUCAAGUCCGAUCCCGUCCCGGUCCAGCGUCCUCAGCCUCAACAGUACCAGCUCAACAGCAAGAAGCACCAUCAGUACCAGCCCAGCAGCCAGGAGGUCCCUGCUGACCAGCCAACCAAUGGCAAGAAGAAGUUCAUCUACCAGCUCAACAGUAAGAAGCACCACCACUAUGAGCCGGACCCGAACAUGUAUGACGCUCAGGCUUCCAGGCUCAAAGAGGUGGUCAAAGUUCAGGAACUGGCCAGUAAACCGGCAAAUCCUGGCUGGAACUUACCGCUGGCCCUGCAGCAGAAAUGGGUUCGAGACAAAGACACAGGCUGCUUGAGCAAAGUCAAAGAGUUGGAAGUGGAGGUGAGGAAACCAGCUGUUAAAGACGCUAAAAGUGAACAAGCCCUUAAACCCAAUCCUAAGCAGGCAACCUUGCCUAGCGCUGUUAGCAGCAAAAUGAAGAUAAUCAAGAACAAAAACAAGAAUGGACGUAUUGUUAUUGUCAUGAGCAAAUAUAUGGACAGCAACAAGGUUCAUGGAGCAAAGGGUAAACACGGGGAAUCAUCGAGCGAAGUGAAACACCAAAACACCAAACCUCUAGAGAACAAUCCAGCACACACAACCAAAAUGAUGGAGCACCCGGAGAACGGUAUCCCCAAAGAGCUCUGUAACGGCAGCUCCCUCCCUGCCGCAGAGCAUCCUUUAAAGUGUUCCCCAAAGGACAGACAUUUCUCCAAACCUUCGCCAAGCACAGCAGAGGAAUACAACACCGAAGUGGCUCGCGGUCAGGCCGAUUUACCGGAUGAUCUACCCCUUCAGUUGACCGCUAGCUCGCCCCUGACGUCCUGGGCUGUUGACACCAACAUCGCGACCCCUACAUCCGUCGACCAGAUCAGGAUCCCUUCUUUCCCCAACGACCGCAAGCGAAAGCUAUCAGAUCAUGUUGAGGACAGGAGUGUCUCCAAAACCUACCUGACUUCAAGAAGCUUCAGUGUCCCCAGCACUGUAGUCAUGCCAACUCAGGACAAACCUAUGGACCUCCACUGUAGCGGCCCACGCCACAGCAGCACAUGUACAUAUGAGGUUGUGGACUCUGGCAGCCAAGAGGAGCCGAUGGACCUGAGCUGCCCAAAGACUAAGAAUCAGGUGGAGCUAGAAAUACAGCCGGAGCCUGAGCUUGUUGUCACAAACACACCUCCUGUGACAGAAGACACACAGAAAUCCACAGAGAAAUCUAAAGAAGCACCUGUUGAAAAAACCUCCCCUUUUAUGGGAAAUAUCAUAAUCACUGACAUCACAACAAACAGUCUCACCGUCACCUUCAAGGAAUAUGGCAUGGAUGAAGACGCCAUCAACAAGGCCUUUGAAGAAACCAGUGUUGGGAUUUAUGUUAUUAAAGAACAUGCUUCAAGUGAUGAACCAGGGGACAUUGGUAUUGUCCUUGAAGGCAUCAAGAUGUUGCAAGAUCUUUAUAAUGUAGCAUUACCUGUUGCUACGCUGUUUGGACUAAUGGGGGGGUCCGUGGACCGCUCUGACUUUGAUUGUCCCACUGUGCCAGACAUUCCUGUACAGCAGCCAGAGCAGCGGGACUCCGCCCCUUCACUCAGAAACCCGGAGCACGUAGCAACAACCGAGCCAAUGUGCUCCACCACGAUCCGUCCUACCGACUGCGGUGCCUGGCAACAGAAAAAAGACGUGAUGACGUCCUCUCCAGAUUGCAUCAUGGAGCUCUCGGCUGUUGGUGAGAGCGUCUUCGCAGCCGAGUCUAUCAUUAAACGGCGGAUCAGACGGGGUCGCUGGGAAUAUCUCGUGAAAUGGAAGGGCUGGUCUCAGAAGUACAGCACUUGGGAGCCGGAGGAAAACAUUCUGGAUGCACGUCUCUUCGCUGCCUUCGAGGAGAGGGAGCGCGAAAGGGAGCUGUUCGGGCCGAAGAAGAGGGGUCCCAAACCUGAGACAUUUCUCUUGAAGGCCAAAGCCAAAGAAAAGGCGUAUGAAUUUAGAAGAGAGGCGCCCAGGGGGAUCCAGGUUUCCUAUCCCAUCCCGGAGCCUGUCAUAACACCAAGGGCCCGGGAGGGUUUACGCGCCGUGGUUCCCACAAUAUUCCCACCGAGCGCGGUCAACAGAGGUGAAAGUGUCCACAUCCGACCACCAGAGCCAGAGAGGAGGCCCAGACCGACUCCAACAGCUUCUCUGACAGUCCGAGAAGCCGUCCGGUUCCCCAAAAAGAGAGGGCGCAAACCCAAGCUGCAGUUACAUUAUGAGAAAGAUCAUGAAGGCAGCUCAGCAGAGCCGGACACCAAACGGAGCAGGUCACUGGAGGAGCCGGUGUCACACGGUUUGUCCAACAUGUCCCGACGCUUGUUUCAUCACGGAGAGACGUCAGAUCACAGCCUCAUCCAGCUGACUAGGAGGUUUCAGGAGAAGACCACGAUAACACCCAAACACAGCCGCGAGCAGAGACACGCAGGGUUGUCUUACAGCUGCGCAUUCAGUCCAGAUGUGCUGAAAAGUGAUCAGGGGGGAGACAGGACUCAGUGUUUGAGCAGGAUGUCUAUUCCUCGGCCCAGCAGCUCUGCAGAACACCGCAGACAUCAGGUGAAAGAGUGCUGUCUGCCCCCGGAACAACCGGCGGUCAUCUCCACACAGUCCGAGUCCAUCCAUGAUCAGUCCACGCGACCAGCCUCGUCCUGGACCCCCAGUUACACCAACCUGGACACUGUGACCGUGACAGAUGUCACCAUGAACUUUUUGACAGUAACCGUGAGAGAGAGCAGAACGGAGAAAGGCUUUUUCAGAGAGAAAAGAUGAGUAUGCUUCGGAUAUAGGUCAGAAAAGGCUAAUAUGCGUAAAUAAUUGUUUAAGAAGCUAACUAACAAGCCUACUGUAAUACUAUAUUUUUUUCUAUACUUUCAAACGUGUGCAUACAGAUAUUUAAUAUGCUGAAAAUAAAAAAAAAUGAAAGUGA
This is a messenger RNA of Perca flavescens (yellow perch), 3513 nucleotides long. It is a transcript of the gene cbx4, whose product is annotated as chromobox homolog 4 (Pc class homolog, Drosophila). Gene Ontology annotation, biological process: protein sumoylation; negative regulation of transcription by RNA polymerase II. The transcript has 12 exons. Gene Ontology annotation, molecular function: SUMO binding; SUMO ligase activity. The record is from RefSeq and is a predicted model, not a curated record. The coding region runs from base 243 to 3356 and encodes 1037 amino acids. NCBI's taxonomy places the organism in Eukaryota, Metazoa, Chordata, Actinopteri, Perciformes, Percidae. Gene Ontology annotation, cellular component: PRC1 complex.